This is a messenger RNA of Dibothriocephalus latus, 396 nucleotides long. Lineage: Eukaryota; Metazoa; Platyhelminthes; Cestoda; Diphyllobothriidea; Diphyllobothriidae. The record is from the annotation of a GenBank genome assembly.
AUGGCUGUUACCUCCUUCUUUUCUAAUUGCAAACGACCACUAGAUCCCACUGCUGGUGGCGCAGUUGGUGACCUGGCCUCCUGGAGUUUCGAUGGCAAUGUGCUAGAGGAGAAGUUACGCAUCUCUCUGCGUCGUUUCUGCGCACCAAAGUCCGUCUUCUACAGUGACCUCAGUUCCAUCUACUCUAACCAACCGAACGGUGCCGAAGAAUACAGUUGCCUGCUGCGGUCCCUCCGCAGCAACGAACCCCGCGGCAUCUGGGACCUGCUGUCCGUCAUCUCAGACAUGUUUCGUCGCCACGAUAAAAAUGGAGUACCCAUCCUAGAUGUUCUCACCCGUUGCAUGCUCGAAAUGGAGGAGGUAAGUCUCACCAGUCCUCCUCUCUUCUUCUCCCUC